This is a messenger RNA of Zingiber officinale, 2168 nucleotides long. Its product is annotated as pyruvate kinase 1, cytosolic-like. Gene Ontology annotation, biological process: glycolytic process. The transcript has 16 exons. The record is from RefSeq and is a predicted model, not a curated record. Gene Ontology annotation, molecular function: pyruvate kinase activity; potassium ion binding; magnesium ion binding. Gene Ontology annotation, cellular component: cytoplasm. The coding region runs from base 332 to 1915 and encodes 527 amino acids. Lineage: Eukaryota; Viridiplantae; Streptophyta; Magnoliopsida; Zingiberales; Zingiberaceae.
UCGCCCACCGAUCUCCCUUCCGUUGUCGUUGGUUUCGUUGAACAGGCCAAGCCCGCAGGAAUUGAUCCUUGCAAGAAGCUCGGUCCACCUCGAGUAUGGUUUAGUCGGACCGUUGGCGGAACAAAACUACGACCGUUGGCGGAACAAAACUAAAGGCGUCAAAUGCCGGAGAAGGAUCUAUGGAACGGAAACAGCGUGCCUCGUUGCCACGAUCGAGCGAAGGCAUAAAAAGAGGGCAUCGCCCUCUCUUUCCUCGUCUUCGCCUAUCUCUGAUCUCCUUUACUUCCUCCUCCGGUAUCACAGAUUAGCACAACAGAUUAGCAAAGAAAGGAUGCCUUCCACGCACCUUCUCCUGGAAGAGCCCAUCAGGAUGGCCUCCAUCCUCGAGCCCUCCAAGCCGACUUUCUUCCCUGCCAUGACCAAGAUCGUCGGGACACUUGGCUCCAAAUCGCGGUCGGUGGAGGUGAUCUCCGCCUGCCUCAAGGCUGGAAUGUCGGUGGCUUGUUUUGACUUCUCACAGGGGGACACCGACUAUCACCAGGAAACGCUGGACAAUCUCAAGGUCGCUAUUAGAAGCACCAAAAAGUUGUGCGCUGUCAUGUUGGAUACGGUGGGCCCAGAAUUGCAGGUUGUAAAUAAAAGUGAGAAAGCCAUUUCACUUGAAGUUGAUGGUUGUGUUGUUUUGACACCAGAUCAGGAGAAGGAAGCCUCACCUCAGCUUCUGCCAGUUAACUUCAGUGGGUUACCAAAGGCUGUGAAACCAGGUGACACAAUAUUUAUUGGUCAGUACUUGUUCACUGGAAGUGAAACAACUUCUCUUUGGUUGGAGGUUGCCGAGUUGAAAGGGGAGGAUGUGGUCUGCAGAGUUAAAAAUUCUGCUACUUUGGCUGGUUCACUAUUUACCCUGCAUAUCUCCCAAAUCCGAAUUGAUUUGCCAACACUUACUGAAAAUGAUAAACAUGUGAUAUGUACAUGGGGUGUUUGCAAUAAGAUUGAUUUCCUUUCACUAUCUUACACAAGGCACGCGGAAGAUGUUCGGCAAGCUCGGCAAUUCCUGUCCGAACUAAGUGAUCUUGCCCAAACUCAAAUAUUUGCUAAAAUUGAGAAUAUAGAGGGCCUCACACACUUUGAUGAGAUUCUACAAGAAGCAGAUGGCAUCAUUCUUUCACGUGGGAAUCUUGGAAUGGAUCUUCCUCCUGAGAAGGUAUUUCUGUUCCAAAAGGCAGCUGUAUAUAAGUGUAACAUGGCUGGCAAGCCAGCAGUUGUUACUCGUGUGGUUGACAGCAUGACUGACAACCUGAGACCAACUCGUGCAGAAGCAACUGAUGUGGCUAAUGCAAUUCUUGAUGGAAGUGAUGCAAUACUUUUGGGUGCUGAAACCCUUCGAGGAUUGUACCCUGUUGAGACUAUCUCAACCGUUGGUAGAAUCUGCUAUGAGGCUGAGAAGGUAUUCAACCAGGAUCUGUUCUUUAAGAAAACUGUGAAAUAUGUUGGAGAACCAAUGACCCACCUAGAGUCCAUUGCUUCAUCAGCUGUACGUGCUGCAAUUAAAGUUAAGGCUUCAGUUAUUUUUUGUUUCACUUCAACUGGAAGAGCUGCAAGGUUAAUCGCUAAGUAUAGACCUACUAUGCCAGUGCUAUCUGUGGUCAUUCCUCGCCUUAAAACUAACCAGCUUAAGUGGAGUUUGAUUGGUGCCUUCGAAGCUCAACAAUCUCUCAUUGUCAGAGGCCUUUUUCCCUUGCUUGCUGAUCCUCGCCACCCUGCUGAGUCAACCAGUGCAACCAGCGAGUCGAUUCUGAAGAUGGCACUGGAUUAUGGUAAGGCCUGUGGUUUGAUCAAGUCUCAUGAUCGUGUUGUGGUGUGUCAAAAGGUUGGGGAUGCUUCUGUAGUGAAGAUUAUCGAGUUAGAGGAUUGAAGAGGUGUUUUUCAAAGUUUAAGAGCAGGCUGAGCUAUUUAUAAUUUUGUUUUUUUUUCUUUUGCGUGAGCUUGCCAAUUGGGCUUAUUAUCAAUCAAACAAUAUCCAACUUUGUUUAAUAUGGUGUAACAUUUGCUUGUGAGUGUCAUUCAUUUUUACUUACGAAAACUAUCAAAAGAGAGGAAAAUAAAAGGGAGUUAUUGCAGUAGUGAUGUGUGCAACUAGAGGGGAUGAAUAGACGCUUGUUGAUUUC